Aspergillus sclerotioniger CBS 115572 is the source of this 4778-nucleotide messenger RNA. Its product is annotated as MFS general substrate transporter. Lineage: Eukaryota; Fungi; Ascomycota; Eurotiomycetes; Eurotiales; Aspergillaceae. The record is from RefSeq and is a predicted model, not a curated record. Gene Ontology annotation, biological process: transmembrane transport. Gene Ontology annotation, molecular function: transmembrane transporter activity. The transcript is spliced from 9 exons. Bases 325 to 4443 code for a protein of 1372 amino acids.
UGACCCGGGGUUGCUGGCGAGCAAAUUGAAGCAGAGGCAGGACUCUCGCCGCUCGCUUGUUAUAUCAUCAUCGCGGAUCCUUUCCUGCUUUCCCCGACCUCCCUUUCCUUCGUGUCGUUCGCGAUUUCGGGAUCGUCCAUUAUUCCAUCCCUGUAUACAUACUUCCACCCCGAUCAGGUGGCCCUGCAUUGACUGCUGGAUCUUCUCGCCGCCUUGAUUUCUUUUGACUUCUUCCCUUCAUCGACAUUCCUUUUUUCUCUUCCCGUUCCUCCGAUCUACUUUCUAAUUCCUGGGAUCUGCCAGAGCAAGUGAUGUAAAGAAUCCAUGGUUGUCUAUACUCGCAUCUCCGGAGGCUCCGCGCCGUCCCUCAUAAUUGCCUGUGUGGCUCUGUUCUGCGCAUGUCUACAAACCGUUGUCGCGGAAAUCGACUCGGUCUUUAAAUCGCGACCCGAUCUCUAUCCGCCCGUCUUUACCUUGGAACAUCGAGUGCCCGACAAACUCAGCCCGGGGUACAUCUUCGUCGGCCCCUACGAAGCGUCGAAUUCGGGCCCAUAUAUCUAUGACGAUGAGGGGAACCUAGUUUGGAGCGGCUGGGGUAACUCUGGCCCCGGAAACGCCCAUGGCAUGCACGUCUGCAAGUACAAGGGGAAGGAUCAUCUGUGCUUCUUCCAGGGUGUCCAGCAGAAUGGGUAUUGCAGAGGUCAUGGAGUGAUCAUGGAUGACCACUACCGCAUCGUCCGAACCGUGGUUCCCGGGGGCGGCAUGGCGUCCAGCGACAUGCACGAAUUCAUGCCUAUCAAUGACGGCAAGACCGCUUUGAUGACGGUGUACCAACAACGUCAGUUUGACAUGAGUCCGUGGAACGUCAAGUCCGGCAUGGGAUGGGUGAUGGAGAGUGUCUUCCAGGAAGUGGAUGUGGAGACCAACGAGGUGCUGUUCGAGUGGAAGUCUCUUGAUCAUGUCGACCCCUCCGAUGGCUACACCUGGCCAAGCCACACGGAUACUUCGGGCACUGGGCUGGACCCGCGCUCGCCGUGGGAUUACUUCCACAUCAACUCGGUCGACAAGAACGAGGACGGCGAUUAUCUGAUUUCCUCGCGCCAUACAUGUGCGAUCUACAAGAUCUCCGGCAAAGACGGAUCGAUCAUCUGGCGAUUGCACGGGGCGCGGCCCACGUUCAAAAACAUCAACUUUAGCUUCUCGCAGCAGCACGAUGCGCGGUGGCUCAGUGAAAACUCCACCCACACGCUGCUAUCCCUGUACAACAAUGGAUUCAAUGGUUUCAACCGGACUCAUGAAUACUCAUCCGGCAUGCUCAUUCUCAUCGACCACCGGGACAACACGGCGACCCAACUGCAUGACUACGUCCCUCCCGGCAAGAACAUGAUCAGCUCCAGCCAAGGCAACAUGCAGGUCCUCGAGAACAACAACGUGUUUAUUGGGUGGGGAAAUAACGCCUAUGUUUCUGAACACGAUGAAGAGGGCAACGUACUGCUUUGGGGUUAUCUUGAUAAGGACCGAAUCAUGAAUUACCGGGCCCAGAAGUUCGAGUGGGAGGGCAACCCAACCGACGUGCCGGCCCUGUGGACAUACUCGCAAUCCAUCGACACCUUCUCCCCGACAACUUUCUAUGUGAGCUGGAACGGUGCUACACGGGUGAAGUUUUGGCGGUUCUACGGCGCCACCAACUCGACUGGCCCAUUCAUGCUCGUCAAGCAGGUUGAGAAACGAGGGUUUGAGACCAGCUAUUCCGCGCCGUAUUUCUACCAGUGGACCUACGUCGAGGCGGUGGAUGUUGAGGGUAAAGUCCUGGGCAAGUCCCGGACCAUGUUCACCUUCAUCCCCUCCGUCGAAUUGCAGAGCCAUUGUGGGAGGGAAUCGUGUGAGAAUGCCCCAGCCUAUGGACUGCCAGGCGAGCAGGGCGCCGGGCCCGCGAUUCCCCCGGCGGGUAUCAACACCGUUCCCUGGAUUGAUCCCGGUCAUCCUGAGGCGCAUUUCGACUGGGGCCAAACCGGGAGUGGCUCGGAGCAGGGCGAGAGCGGAUCCGGCACUUUGAGGACCGCAUAUAAUAACGUUGGGUGGAUCGCCCCCGCCUUUGGAUUCGUUGUUGCUGUUGUUGCUAUCUACACGAUCCUUCGGGUGUAUCGACGACAGCACCAAUUUAGCCGGGUGAAGGAGAGGGGGUCGUCGGAGAGCCUGGACAGGGCCGAGGGGUCCAAGCCCUGGCAAGGGUCGUCGGAUCAAAGUACAGAGUCGUACUCUGUACUCUGUACCUUAAUUCAUCCGCGCCGGACCAACGCUGCAUCUCCAAUGCCUGCGCCAAAAUCCGGAUCCAAAGGAACCGCCGGGCGUCCGUCGCUACCGUCGCUAUCGCUGUCCUCCUCCACCAACAACCCUUCGUCGUCGUCGGCCAUCGACACCCCAGCGGCCACCCCCAACCCCCUCUCGGCCACUUCGGCCUCCUUCGCCCAAUCCUCCUCCAAGAGCCGGAAUGCUCGUCACACCCGGGCCACUUCUUGGACAUCCGCCCACGACCAAAGCGGCCUACCCUCCCCCGCAGACUUCUCCCUCUCCACCUCCCAGCAACGCCGUCGCCGUGAGUCCAACAUCUCACUAGCCGACGUCUCCGAGGGCUCCUCCGGCCGCUACGACGACGACGACGACGAUUACUCUCGCGACAACAUGGCCGUGAGAAACACCUCCUUCGACUGGGGUCCUGGCCACGCCCGCAGCCGCUCCCAUUCCUACAGCCAGCCACAGAUGUCCCUGUUACAACCACAAGAACUCGCCGACUCCUCGGCGCCGCGCCCGCGUCCGGCUCCCGUCACAUGGAUGUCCCUUCCGCGGAAGGGGCAGCUCGCCCUUCUCGGCCUGUGCCGCGUCUUCGACUUCCUACAAAUCGCCUCCUUGCAGGCAUACAUGUUCUAUCAGUUGAAAUCCUUCGAUGAGAACCUCUCUGAUGCCGACGUCUCCACACAGGCAGGUAUCCUUCAGGGUGCCUUUACCGCGGCGCAGUUUGCGACAGCAAUCCCUUGGGGUCGGGUGGCCGAUGCGGAAUGGGGUGGACGGAAAUUUGUUCUGCUGGUUGGUCUUCUGGGCACGUCACUGUCCUGUCUGGGGGUGGCCUUUUCGACGUCGUUCGCGCAAGCCGUAUUCUGGCGUUCGUUUGGCGGUGCCAUCAACGGGACUGUGGGUAUCAUCCGGACCAUGAUCGCAGAGAACGUGAAGGAGAAGAAAUACCACUCUCGCGCGUUCUUGAUCCUCCCGAUUGGAUUCAACAUCGCCGCGCUAUUUGGACCGGUGAUGGGCGGUAUGCUAGCUGACCCGGUCAAGGCCUAUCCUCGACUCUUUGGGCCUGACUCGUCUUUCGGGGGCGCGGACGGUGUGCAGUGGCUCGUCCGCUACCCUUAUGCGUUGCCGAUGCUGGCGAAUACCAUCUUUCUGUCUUUCGCAGCAGCCUGCGUCGCAAUCGGUCUGGAGGAGACUCUGGAAGCUUGCAAGGGCAAGCCCGGCCUGGGAGUCUUCUCGAUGCGCAUCUUGGCCCGCGGCAUUCGGGCAGUGGUUCCCUCAUCCUCCCCGCUGUACCACAGACUGCCUUUCGCGGACUACGACGAAGAAGGUCCUCUGCUCAACCGCAGAGACAUUGCCGAAAGUUACGAGAUGGAGGAGAAGGCGACCAAGUCGACCCGCCAGUCUCGCACCCUGCCGUUCCGGCGGAUCUGGACCAAGAACGUACUGUGCACCCUGUUGGCACAGGCGUUCUUCGACUUUCAGAUGGGUGCCUUCAACAACCUCUGGUUGCUUUUCCUCUCUACUCCCCGAUAUGACGCCAAUGACCCCGCCAGUCCAAUCCAGAGGCUGCCAUUUAUCUUCACUGGAGGACUGGGCAUGCUGCCCCAGAGCGUCGGUUUUGCUACCGCCAUUCUCGGAGUGAUUGGCAUGCUCCUCCAAUUCACCAUCUACCCCAGCAUCAACGGCCGCCUGGGCACAGCCAAGAGCUACCAGUACUUCUUGACGCUGUUCCCCCUGGCCUACGCGUUUGCGCCUUAUAUCGCGCUCGCGCCGUCGUCCGCGCCCCCGCCGGGCCAGGCCAACGGAGGAUGGGUGUGGUUCUCCAUCAUUGUGGUCCUCUUCCUGCAGGUCACCGCGCGGACCUUUACACUCCCGACGUCUAUCAUCCUGUUAAACAACUGUUCCCCGCACCCCUCGGUGCUGGGCACAAUCCACGGCAUCGGUCAGUCGGUGUCGUCGGCAUUUCGCACCAUUGGGCCAAUCUUCUCCGGGUCGUGGUACGGCUACGGUCUGGAGAUGGGCAUGGUGGGAUUCGCGUGGUGGCUGAUUGCACUGGUGUCGGUGUUUGGCUGCGUGGCGGCCAUCUUUGUAUACGAGGGUUCCGGACAUGAGGUCUUUCUUCCGGGCGAGGAAGAGGAGCUCCGGGACUGAGUUUCUUGCACUUGGCGUUUUGCUUUAACUGUUUCUUCUGUACAUAUAUACCAUGGACCCAUGCAUAGCGGUGUCCGAAUGUCUGUUUUGGGUAUUUUUUAUAGUUGGCUUGAGCGGUUGGUGUGUGAUACCUGCCGUUACCUUAUGCAUGGAUGACCAAAAGGAGAUAGAAGGAUGCAUCUAAUAGAAGUUGCUCGUGCGGCGCUGUCAUAACAAUCAUAACCAAUGUACCUACCUACCUGUCAUACCUCACCGCCGCAGGGCCGCGAACCGUUGCGUCAGUUCAUCCAACUCGGGUAUCUCACUCUUUCCUGUCCUCGUCUGGCCCUGGGCUG